Erinaceus europaeus (western European hedgehog) is the source of this 7372-nucleotide messenger RNA. RefSeq names its product DNA polymerase epsilon, catalytic subunit (gene POLE). Gene Ontology annotation, molecular function: DNA-directed DNA polymerase activity; single-stranded DNA 3'-5' DNA exonuclease activity; DNA binding. NCBI's taxonomy places the organism in Eukaryota, Metazoa, Chordata, Mammalia, Eulipotyphla, Erinaceidae. The coding region runs from base 8 to 6871 and encodes 2287 amino acids. Gene Ontology annotation, biological process: base-excision repair, gap-filling; DNA replication proofreading; mitotic cell cycle. Gene Ontology annotation, cellular component: epsilon DNA polymerase complex; nucleus. The transcript has 49 exons. The record is from RefSeq and is a predicted model, not a curated record.
GGGCGCGAUGGUUUUGAGGAACACCGGGAGGAGGCACCCAGAAGCGGGCCCUGACGGCGACCCCAACCGGGAUGAUGGUCCUUCUUCCAUCUCAGCACUCAAGCGUUUGGAGCGCAGUCAGUGGACUGAUAAGAUGGAUUCCCGGUUUGGUUUUGAUAGGCUCAAGGAACCUGGUGAGAAAACAGGCUGGUUGAUCAACAUGCACCCUACUGAGAUUUUAGAUGAAGAUAAACGUUUAGUUAGUGCAGUGGAUUACUACUUCAUUCAAGAAGAUGGAAGCAGAUUUAAGGUGGCUUUGCCCUAUAAGCCGUAUUUCUACAUCGCAACCAAAAAGGGUUGUGAACGAGAAGUUUCAUCUUUUCUGUCUAGGAAGUUUCAGGGUAAAAUUGCUAAAGUAGAAACAGUUCCCAAAGAAGACCUGGAUUUGCCAAAUCACUUGGUGGGUCUGAAGCGGAAUUACAUUAAGCUGUCCUUCAACACUGUGGAAGACCUGGUCAGAGUGAGGAAGGAAAUCUCUCCUUCUGUGAAGAAGAACCGAGAACAAGGCCAUGCUAGUGACUCUUACACAGCUCUGCUUUCCAGUGUUCUGCAAGGGGGUGGUGUGGUUAUUGAUGAAGAAGAAGCCUCUAAGAAGAUUACUGACCAGCUGGACAAUAUUGUGGACAUGCGAGAGUAUGAUGUGCCUUACCACAUCCGCCUCUCCAUUGAUCUGAAGAUUCAUGUGGCUCAUUGGUACAAUGUCAAAUAUCGAGGAAGUGCCAUUCCUGUGGAAGUUAUCCGCCGAGAUGACCUUGUUGAACGACCUGACCCUGUGGUUUUGGCAUUUGACAUAGAGACGACCAAGUUGCCCCUUAAGUUUCCUGAUGCUGAGACUGACCAGAUUAUGAUGAUUUCCUACAUGAUUGACGGUCAGGGCUACCUCAUCACCAAUAGGGAGAUAGUUUCAGAAGAUAUUGAAGAUUUUGAAUUCACCCCUAAGCAGGAAUAUGAAGGACCCUUUUGUGUCUUCAAUGAACCUGAUGAGGUUCACUUAAUUCAAAGAUGGUUUGAACAUGUCCAGGAAACCAAACCUACCAUUAUGGUCACUUAUAAUGGGGACUUUUUUGACUGGCCGUUUGUGGAGGCCAGAGCAGCAGUGCACGGACUGAGCAUGUUCCAGGAGAUAGGCUUCCAGAAGGACAGCCAGGGGGAGUACAAGGCACCCCAGUGCAUCCACAUGGACUGUCUCAGGUGGGUGAAGAGGGAUAGUUACCUCCCUGUUGGCAGCCACAAUCUCAAGGCAGCUGCCAAAGCCAAGCUGGGCUAUGACCCCGUAGAGCUGGACCCUGAGGACAUGUGCCGUAUGGCCACCGAGCAGCCCCAGACUCUGGCUACAUAUUCAGUUUCAGAUGCAGUGGCCACCUACUACCUGUACAUGAAGUAUGUGCAUCCUUUUAUAUUUGCCCUGUGCACCAUUAUCCCCAUGGAGCCCGAUGAGGUGCUGCGGAAGGGCUCCGGGACACUAUGUGAGGCCCUGCUGAUGGUGCAGGCCUUCCACGCCAACAUCAUCUUCCCCAACAAGCAGGAGCAGGAGUUCAACAAGCUGACCACUGAUGGCCACGUGCUGGAUGCUGAGACCUAUGUGGGCGGCCACGUGGAGGCCCUGGAGUCAGGCGUAUUCCGCAGUGAUAUCCCCUGCCGAUUCAGGAUGAACCCCGCUGCCUUUGACUUCCUGCUGCAGCGGGUGGAGAAGACACUACAUCACGCGGUAGAGGAGGAGGAGAAGGUGCCUGUAGAGCAGGUCACCAAUUUCCAGGAGGUGUGUGAUCAAAUUAAGGCCAAGCUCACUGCCCUGAAAGAUGUUCCUAACCGGAUCGAGUGUCCCCUCAUCUACCACCUUGAUGUGGGAGCCAUGUACCCUAACAUCAUCCUGACCAACCGCCUCCAGCCCUCUGCCAUGGUGGAUGAGGCCACCUGUGCUGCCUGCGACUUUAAUAAGCCUGGAGCAAACUGUCAGCGCAAGAUGGCCUGGCAGUGGAGGGGCGAGUUCAUGCCAGCCAGUCGCAGUGAGUACCAUCGGAUCCAGCACCAGCUGGAGUCGGAGAAGUUCCCUCCCCUGGUUCCAGAAGGCCCAGCCCGGGCCUUUCAUGAGCUGUCGCGAGAAGAGCAGGCUAAAUAUGAGAAGAGGAGGCUGGCAGAUUACUGCCGCAAGGCCUACAAGAAGAUCCACGUGACUAAGGUGGAGGAGCGCCUCACCACCAUCUGCCAGCGAGAAAACUCCUUCUACGUGGACACUGUGCGCGCCUUCCGGGAUCGACGCUACGAGUUCAAGGGCCUCCACAAGGUGUGGAAGAAGAAGCUCUCUGCAGCCGUGGAGGUGGGGGACGCGGCCGAGGCGAAGCGCUGCAAGAACAUGGAGGUGCUGUACGACUCCCUGCAGCUAGCACACAAGUGCAUCCUCAACUCCUUCUAUGGCUACGUCAUGCGGAAAGGGGCCCGCUGGUACUCCAUGGAGAUGGCUGGCAUUGUGUGCUUCACAGGAGCCAACAUCAUCACGCAGGCGCGGGAACUGAUUGAACAGAUUGGGAGGCCCUUGGAGCUAGACACAGAUGGAAUAUGGUGCGUCCUGCCCAACAGCUUCCCAGAAAACUUUGUCAUCAAGACGGCCAAUGCUAAAAAGCCCAAGGUGACCAUCUCGUACCCUGGAGCCAUGCUGAACAUCAUGGUCAAGGAAGGCUUCACCAACCAUCAGUACCAGGAGCUGGCUGAGCCUUCUUCACUCACCUAUAUCACCCGUUCAGAGAACAGUAUUUUCUUUGAGGUAGAUGGACCCUACCUUGCCAUGAUCCUUCCGGCCUCCAAAGAGGAAGGCAAAAAACUAAAGAAGAGGUACGCUGUGUUCAAUGAAGACGGAUCCCUGGCUGAGCUGAAGGGCUUUGAGGUCAAACGUCGUGGGGAGCUGCAGCUGAUUAAAAUCUUCCAGUCCUCUGUGUUUGAGGCCUUCCUCAAGGGCAGCACCUUGGAAGAAGUAUAUAGUUCUGUCGCCAAAGUGGCUGAUUACUGGCUGGACGUGCUGUAUAGCAAGGCAGCUAACAUGCCUGACUCUGAGCUGUUUGAGUUGAUCUCUGAGAACCGCUCCAUGUCUCGGAAACUGGAAGACUAUGGGGAGCAGAAGUCCACGUCCAUCAGCACAGCCAAGCGGCUCGCCGAGUUCCUGGGGGACCAGAUGGUGAAGGACGCAGGACUGAGCUGCCGUUAUAUCAUCUCUCGGAAGCCUGAGGGCUCUCCAGUCACAGAGAGAGCCAUUCCACUCGCCAUUUUCCAGGCAGAAGCCACAGUGAGGAAACACUUUCUGCGGAAAUGGCUUAAGAGUUCUUCCCUUCAGGACUUUGACAUUCGAACUAUUCUGGACUGGGACUACUACAUUGAACGACUGGGGAGUGCCAUACAGAAGAUCAUCACCAUCCCUGCUGCUCUGCAGCAGGUAAAGAACCCUGUGCCACGUGUCAAACACCCCGACUGGCUGCACAAGAAGCUGUUGGAGAAGAAUGAUGUCUACAAGCAAAAGAAGAUCAGUGAACUCUUUGUCCUUGAAGGCAAGCGACAGGUGGGCAUGGUCCAGGUUGAGGAUGGCACCCAGAGCCUAGGCACCUCUGACAUGGAGGACUUGGGCCAAACGAAGCCACCCCAUCCUCCAGUGCCCAUCGCUACAAAGAGGAAGCGUGUCCUGUGGGAGAGCCAGGAGCAGUCCCAGGACCUGGAAUUGUCGGUGCCUUGGCAGGAAAUACUGGGACAGCCCCCUGCCCUCGGAACCACCCAGGAAGAGUGGCUGGUCUGGCUACGGUUCCACAAGAAGAAGUGGCAGCUGCAAACCCGACAACGCCUGGCUCUCAAGAAGCGACAGCGCCUGAGUGUGGCAGAGGGCGGCCCACGAUUGGGGGCUGUGAGGGAUGUGCCAGCCACAGGGCUGGGAGGCUUCUUGAGACGAGCAGCCCGUAGCAUCCUGGACCUCCCGUGGCAGAUUGUGCAGAUCAGCGAGACCUCCCAGGCUGGCUUGUUCAGGCUCUGGGCUGUCAUCGGCAGCGACCUGUACUGCAUCAAGCUGAACAUUCCUCGUGUGUUCUAUGUGAACCAGCGUGUGGCUAAAGCAGAAGAAGGACCUUCAUACCGCAAGGUUAACCGAGUCCUGCCUCGCUCCAACAUGGUCUACAAUCUCUACGAGUACUCAGUGCCAGAGGAUAUGUACCAGGAGCAUAUCAAUGAGAUCAACACAGAGCUGUCAGCCCCAGACAUAGAGGGAGUGUAUGAAACUCAGGUGCCCCUACUGUUCCGGGCCUUGGUACAGCUGGGCUGCGUGUGUGUGGUCAACAAACAGCUGGUGAAGCAUCUUUCGGGAUGGGAGGCAGAAACCUUUACCCUCGAGCACUUGGAGAUGCGUUCCCUGGCCCAGUUUAGCUACCUGGAACCAGGAAGCAUCCGCCACAUCUACCUGUACCACCAUGCGCAGGGCCACAAAGCACUCCUGGGUGUGUUCAUUCCCUCUCAGCGCCGGGCAUCCGUGUUUGUGCUGGAUACCGUACGAAGCAACCAGAUGCCCAGUCUCAGCACCUUGUACUCAGCUGAGCACAGCCUCCUCCUUGAGAAAACAGGCCCUGAGCUCCUGCCUCCCCCCAAACACACCUUUGAGGUGCGUGCUGAAACUGACUUGAAGACCAUCUGCAGAGCCAUCCAGCGCUUCCUGCUGGCCUACAAGGAGGAGCGCCGAGGACCCACACUCAUAGCUGUGCAGUCCAACUGGGAACUGAAGAGGCUGAGCAGCGAAGUGCCUGUCCUGGAGGAGUUCCCGCUGGUCCCACUACGUGUGGCUGACAAGAUCAGCUACGGGGUCCUUGACUGGCAGCGCCAGGGGGCCCGGCACAUGAUCCGCCACUACCUCAACCUGGACACUUGUCUGUCGCAGGCCUUCGAGAUGAGCAGGUACUUCCACAUUCCCAUCGGGAACCUGCCCGAGGACAUCUCCACGUUCGGCUCUGACCUCUUCUUCGCCCGGCACCUCCAGCGCCACAACCACCUGCUCUGGCUGUCCCCCACAUCACGCCCUGAUCUUGGCGGCAAGGAGGCAGACAACAACCGUCUCGUCAUGGAGUUCCAUGAUCAGGUGCCUGUGGAACUCAACAAUUCCGGCUGCUAUUCCACAGUGUGUGUGGAACUGGAUGUGCAGAACCUGGCUGUGAACACCAUCCUGCAGUCUCACCACGUCAAUGACAUGGAGGGCGCAGACAGCAUGGGCAUCAGCUUCGACGUGAUUCCGCAGGCCUCCCUGGAGGACAUGAUCACAGGCAACCAGGCUGCCAGCGUCCCGGCCAGCUACGAUGAGACGGCGCUCUGCUCCAGCACCUUCCGGAUUCUGAAGAGCAUGGUGGUGGGCUGGGUGAAGGAGAUCACACAGUUCCACAACGUGUAUGCAGACAACCAGGUGAUGCACUUCUACCGCUGGCUGCACUCCCCGAGCUCACUGCUGCACGAGCCUGCCCUGCACCGCACACUCCACAGCCUGAUGAAGAAGCUCUUUCUGCAGCUCAUUGCUGAAUUCAAGCGCCUGGGGUCAUCAGUCGUCUACGCCAAUUUCAACCGCAUCAUCCUCUGUACCAAGAAGCGGCGCAUUGAGGACGCCUUAGCCUACGUGGAAUACAUCACUACCAGCAUUCAUUCUAAGGAGCUCUUCCACUCCUUGACGAUCUCUUUCUCUCGGUGCUGGGAGUUUCUCCUCUGGAUGGAUCCUUCCAACUAUGGUGGGAUCAAAGGAAACGUGUCGUCCAGUAUUCACUGUGGACAGCCAGAACCCAAACAGGGAGUCAGUGCAGAAGGGGAGGAGGAGCAGCAGGAAGAGGAGGAGGAGGAGGAGGAGGAGGUCGUGGAGGAGGAAGACUUGCAGGAGCCAGAAGUGGAGGACUUGCUAGAAAACAACUGGAACAUCUUGCAGUUUUUGCCUCAGGCUGCUUCCUGCCAAAGCUACUUCCUCAUGAUAGUCUCAGCAUAUAUUGUGGCCGUGUACCACAGCAUGAAGGAGGAACAAAGACGCAGCACCCCGGGGAGUACCCCUGUGAGGAGGAGGGGGGGCACCCAGCUCUCUCAGGAGGCCCAGGGUGCAGCUGGAGCCCUUCCUGGAAUGAUCACCUUCUCUCAAGAUUACGUGGCAAAUGAACUCACUCAAAACUUCUUCACCAUCACUCAGAAAAUUCAGAAGAAAGUCACAGGCUCUCGGAACUCAACUGAGCUUUCUGAGAUGUUUCCUACCCUCCCCGGUUCUCACCUGCUGCUUAAUAACCCUGCUCUGGAGUUCAUUAAAUAUGUGUGUAAGGUCCUCUCUCUGGACACGAACAUCACAAACCAAGUGAAUAAGCUGAACCGGGACCUGCUUCGCCUGGUAGACGUGGGCGAAUUCUCGGAGGAGGCUCAGUUCCGAGACCCUUGCCGCUCCUACGUGCUCCCUGAGGUCAUCUGCCGCAGCUGUAACUUCUGCCGGGACCUGGACCUGUGCAAGGAUCCCUCCUUCUCUCAGGACAGCACCGUUCUGCCCCAGUGGUUCUGCCCCAACUGUCAGGGUGCCUAUGACUCAGCCGUCAUUGAGAUGUCCCUGGUGGAAGCUCUGCAGAAGAAGCUAAUGGCCUUCACUCUGCAGGACCUGGUCUGCCUCAAGUGCCAGGGAGUGAAGGAGACCAACAUGCGUUUGUACUGCAGCUGCGCCGGGGACUUUGCCCUCACCGUCCACACUGAGGUCUUCCUAGAGCAGAUUGGAAUCUUCCGGAACAUCGCCCAGCACUAUGGCAUGUCCUAUCUGCUGGAGACGCUGGAGUGGCUGCUGCAGAAGAACCCCCGGCUGAACCGUUAACCAGCUGGGUGGCCUCCUCCUCUGGUCUGUGCAGCCUGAGCCUUCAGGAAGAUUCUUGGGGACUGCCCAGGAGAGGCUAGAGCCAGCUGAGAGGGGCUUCACCUCAGCUGGUCAGGACAGCCCUGGGGAUUGAGCUUAUUUCCUGAACAAGCACCCUUCAGCCCUGCCCCUGCCCUUCUCUGUCACCUCAGCCCCAACGGGGCGGAAGCCGAGCUCUCGGAGGAGAGGUCCCCUCAGUCAGGAAUGCUGUCCCACAUGCAUGCCGGUGGGGCGUCAGCUCCUAAACACAGGACCUGGUCACCUUGUCUGCCUCGUGAACGUCAUAAGUCAGUGUAUUUACUUGAAGAAAGGACAGAGCAAAUCCCUGGCAUGUGCAAUUCAUGAACUGCAGGACCUCACAUUGCAAGUCCUGUGCUCCACAACUGAGCCACUCCCUGGCUGCUGGGGUGGACUUUUAACACCACAUGUCACCUGUGUUUCAGAGAAAUGUUUCUUUAUAUA